CAUUCACACUACGGUCCUACUACUAAUCGGAGGAAAUAAUAUUUUAUUGUAUUAUAUUUACUUUACGCACACACAACACGUCAAAUUCUUGCAAAAUGCAGGGAACGGCAGCGGUUUUGGUGGUUGCGUUGGCGCUACUCCUUGGCCCCUCGCAAACGGCCGGAAAAUCGGAUCCGGGCAUUGUGGACGUCCUGGUGACGACGGACUUGCCCAGCAUCCGGGAGCAGCGUCCACUUUUGGCCGACACGAAGAUCUACGCUCAAAUCAAGGGCUGCAAUUUGGAUGGCAACAUCACCGUCACCUUCCGGCUGACGGAGCACCCCUGCAUCUACGACGAUCGCCUGCUACAAGCCAUCGCCCAGGAUAGCAAGCUGUCGACCAACAGCAGCAUUAAUAAUGUUAUCACCGAAAUCACCAGGUCAUAUCCCUGCAAUGUCCUCAUUGUCCUGGCAGGAAACAAGGAUAAGCCGGCUGAGGGAGCAGCACCUGGAACGCCGGAGCCCAAACAUCCCAUGCUGGAGAACAAACAUCCGCUUUCGCCCACAACAAACCCAGUUGCGAGCGUCAAGGACGAUGGAAUCUACGAAAUUGAAGUGAUCAUCGCAGUGCCGCCGAGCGUAAAGUUCAGUGCCGUGGUGCACAUAGAGUUCCUGGGGCCGCACGGUUAUAUCUCGGCCAUAGACUGGCCCUUCCUGCCGUUCUAUUUAAUCAUGUGCAUUGUUUACGUGAUAUUUGGCAUCAUUUGGCUGUUUGUUUCCUUCGCCCAAUGGCGGGAUUUGUUGAGGAUACAGUUCUGGAUCGGUGGCGUCAUACUGCUGGGAAUGCUGGAGAAGGCCUUCUUCUACGCGGAAUACCAAACGCUGACGAACAAGGGAUUUGCUGUUCAGCAUGCCGAGCUCGUCGCCGAGUUUGUGUCCUGUGCGAAGCGCACGCUGGCCAGGAUGCUGGUCAUCAUCAUGAGCCUGGGCUUUGGAAUCGUCAAACCCCGUUUGGGACCCAUGUUGCACCGCGUGGUGGGCGUGGGAACCCUCUACUUUGUGCUGGCCUGCGUGGAGAGCUAUUUGCGUAUCACGAAUGUAAAGACCGAUCGCAGCGAGCUGCUGGUUGCCAGCAUUCCCCUGGCGGUUCUGGAUACUGGAAUAUGCUGGUGGAUCUUCACCUCCCUGGUGCAAACAACUCGCACACUCAGGCUGCGAAGGAACAUGGUCAAGCUAUCGCUGUAUAGGCACUUUACCAACACGCUGAUAUUUGCUGUUAUCGCCUCCGUCAUCUUCAUGCUGUUUGCCCUGCGUUUGCGUAGGAUCGAGAAUUGUACGCCUGGCUGGCGUGACAUUUGGAUUGAUACUGGCUUUUGGCACAUUCUGUUUUCGGUGCUGCUGCUGGUGAUUAUGAUACUUUGGCGACCGACGAAUAAUAACCAGCGAUAUGCCUUCACCCCGCUGCUGGAUAACCCGGAAGAUGAAGACGAUGAGGAAGAGGAGGAUCAGUUUGUGGCCGAUGCCUAUGGCGUUAAAAUGCGCGGUCAGAAUGGAACGCCGAAAACGUCGACGACCUCACGAAAUGCCACGAACAACGAGGAGGACGAUCUGCGCUGGGUGGAGGAGAACAUACCCUCCUCCAUGGGCGAUUCGGCCCUGCCCAUUCUGGACUCGGAUGAGGAGAUCAUCAACACCAAGUUCGAGGUGUCGAAAAUGCAAUAAGCUGUGACUUUCGCUGGACCGAAGAGACUUUCUACGCAUAUUUUUGCACAUUUACACAUUCGUGUGGCCCAUCUGCUAUGUAUUUUUCUAACCGCCAUCGAGGAGGGAAUCAACGUUUGCCGUGCUGCACCGACACUGAUCUUCCAAUUUCGAGAAACUAUUUGUCCGGCCACGCCUUCAGAUCCCGUGUAAAAUAUUGUAUGUAAUCGUAGUUCCUUCUACGCGCACGUCCUCCCCUCUAAAUAAAUCUAACUUAUUCGUAAUACCCCUAGCCUAAGUUGUAGAUAUCUAUGCGCGACGAAAAGUAAACCUAAUUUAUAAUCCUCGAUUUCAAUGUUGAACACCUUAAUUAGUUGUUGUCGCCCAUUGUAUAUAGCUGGUAACACAAAAACGAAACGAUCUAUAUUACUGUACGAGUAUUCUGUAAUAACUAUGAUAAAUCGCGACUACGCAAUGUCGGUGAAAAACACAUAAACUUAAACUAUUUGCUGAUAAAUGAACAGAUUAAAGAGUAAUUGUCUAAGUAUGUAAGCACACCAUCACUUGCGUCACACACCUCAACGUAUUUAAUUACAUAUUUUUAAUCAAACGGUCUAAGAUUUUCAUAAAUAAAUGCAAUCGUAUCUUAAAGGUAGCCAUGAACCAAA
Molecule: messenger RNA, 2347 nt
Organism: Drosophila takahashii
Lineage: Eukaryota; Metazoa; Arthropoda; Insecta; Diptera; Drosophilidae
Product: transmembrane protein 87A
Biological process (GO): retrograde transport, endosome to Golgi
Cellular component (GO): Golgi apparatus; membrane
Source: RefSeq, a predicted model, not a curated record